Messenger RNA from Symbiodinium natans, 1356 nucleotides. The record is from the annotation of a GenBank genome assembly. Lineage: Eukaryota; Dinophyceae; Suessiales; Symbiodiniaceae.
AUGCAGGGGCUGCAAACGUCCCCCUCCCAGGUCAUCGACUAUCGGGAGUUUGUGGGCUGGCUUACGAACCGGGUUGCCCAGUAUACCGUUGGAGACGAUGGAUGGAUUACAGAUUUCGACUUGAAGGACCAGGUGAAGCCUCUCUUCGAGAUCUGGGACAAAGAUGGCUCGGGCCAUAUAACAAGGGAAGAGUUUAACGAGCUGUCGCAGAUUCUGCAGAACUCACUGCGACUCCAUCCUCUGGCCAAGGGCGAUCUCCUUGUGGUGGACUUCGAGGUCAAGGAGUUCGUCUCAUUGGAAGAGUUUGUUUCGUGGCAGUCUGGAGUCCUGCAGCGAUCUGGUGUGCCGAACAACAAGCUGCCAGAUUUGAUCCACACGCUCGUGGAAUCAAUCCAGUGCAUCUUCGACAUCGAGCAGAUGAACCAGAAGGCCACAGGCGUCGACAAGACCUUCUCUGCUCUGUCCAACACCAUCCAAGUUGUCGCCCAAACCACGCGCCAACUCUACGCUCCGAAGCUCAGCGAGGUGUCGGCAGAGAUGCAGGUGCGGCGGAUCAUGCAGUCUGCCACAAGCCAUUGGGCCGCCCCGCCCAGCCUCAUCGACAUGCAGCUGCUCGCUCGAACCUUCGCCAAGGCGCAUGGGUUGCGACCGUUGGGAUUUGAGUCCAUGUCCGCCUCAUCGCGGUCACCGAGAAAGAAAUCUGCUCCCUCCCGCUUGUCUGCUGUCCGACCUCGCACAAGGCGAAGCGUGCGGACCCAGAUUCAGGAGUCCUUGGGGCAGAUAGUGCUGUGUGUCCCUGCCGUCAACGAUGGCCUGACACAGGUCCCGAACUGGUUCGCACAAGUGGACAGAACCGUUUUCGGUGGUGAAGGUGUUGAAGGUGGCAAAGACAUACUUCUGUACGAGCUGGACAGAACUGGAAUCAUCCCUGCGUGGCGGCACGUCAAGGAUGACACUCACUUCCGUGACUCCAUGGAGGCGCUGCCGAAGGAGCUGAAGGUGCUGGGUCUCCUGAAAGCACAAGCUCUCAUGGGGAACCAGCUGAGCUGGCACGCAAUUCUGACGGCCCUCACGCGUGCCGUGUCCAUGGAGAUCUUCCUCGAGGAGGACCUUGAGACCUUCAGCAAAGACAUGCUCAUCAAGGCCGCAGCUGAGGUGAAGGAAAGCCGACAUUUCUCAGAGCUCAAGGAUUUACACAUCGUGCUGGAAGAUGCAGCUCGGGAGUACUUGGAGCUCCAGGUCGUGCUCUCCCCGCUGGAAGUGCUUACAGCGCUUUCGUCGCUGGAAAUCCUGAAGGUCUCUGAUGAGGUGGUCCAGCAGCUCAGAGCCGAGAUGAAGGGCGCCCCCGCGGCGUGA